Paramecium pentaurelia is the source of this 1867-nucleotide messenger RNA. The record is from the annotation of a GenBank genome assembly. NCBI's taxonomy places the organism in Eukaryota, Ciliophora, Oligohymenophorea, Peniculida, Parameciidae.
AUGAAAAAAAAAGACAUCAUUCUAGAAUACAAACUUUUUAAACGAUAUGUGUAACACUUACAAUUGAAAUUACUUUAAGAGGAAUCUUAUCAAAAAAAAUCCAUAAAUGUUAAGGUAAAUAGAAAUAGAUACUAUUAAAUUGACAUUAAAGUUAAUAAAAAUAGAGACAAUCUUCCUUUGAUAACUAAUCACUAUAAAAGCAUACCAUAAAACAUCAGAUUAUAAAAUCCAAUUCCAGUCUUGCUUGAGAGAUUAAGUAUAUAUAUUAAUUACUUAGCACCUAUGUCAGUUGAGUUAUCAUAAUGUGAAGAAACUGAAGAAUUAUUUAGAAUAAUUGAAUAAGCUUAAUAGGAAAGUAUAGAUAAAAGUAAAUAACUAUUAAGAAAUGAAUUAAAAAUAUUCUUAGAUUAUUUUUUUGAAAAAAAUAAAGAUUUAUUUAGAUCUAUUAAAGAUGUAUUUAAAUUUAAUGAAAUUGGACAAGCUUUUAAUGUGUCAGUAGAAUAAAUUUAAUUACAUUUUUUAUCUAAAAUAUAAGGUUAAUACUGUAUGAAGUCUGUUGUGAAAUAUCAAUUAGUAAGAUUCAACAGGUAUUUUUGUCCCAUUUGUAAUUUGUAUAUGUGUAGUUGGCAUUAUAGGUUAAGUUUGAGUUCUAUAUAGUUCAAAGAAUCAAAGAGUGUUUAUUGAGAGUGAGCCAAAUGAAGAGAUAAUAAUGAAUAUCCAAUCAAUUGAUAAUUUUUAUGAAACAGACUUCAAGCCUAAUUAAAUGAAUUUGAAAGAAAGUAUAUGGAGAUAUCAUAUGAAGAAUAAAUAAGAAAUAGAUAUAAGAUGUACUAAAGUUGAAAGAUGUGGUAGAUAUAAUUGUAAUAACAAAAAAAGAUUAAAGAAAUUUUAAAUAAAAUCUAUUCAAUAACUACUUGAAUUUGGGUUUAUGAAUUGUUGUUUUAUCAAUUAAAUAUUAUAGCAUCCUAUCUAUAAGAUUUAUUGUGAUUAAAUUAAUUCUAUAAUUAAGAAUUAUUCUAAUAAAUAAUUAAAUCAUACUAAUAAAUCAUAAUAGAAUAUUAUGUCUCCAGAAAUUUCUGAUGGAUUUGAUUCAUAUUCUUAAAAAUUACAAAAAAUUAGUAAUUACUAAUAAUAAUAUACACCAUGUUUUCAUGAAGGUAGUUGUAAAGAUGCAGAUUGUAGUUGUGUUAUGUGUCCAAAGUAUUGUUGCUGUAAAGGUAAAUGUGAAAAGAAAAUUAAGAGAUGCGAUUGCAAAUUCUGUGGAUAUGAUGAAAAGAAACAUAAAUUUUAAUGUCCUUGUUUCAAUUCAGGAUUUGAAUGUGAUCCAACUAUAUGCAAAUGUACAAAUUGCAAUAACGUUAAUUUAUUGAUGGGAAUAUCUAAAUAAUUAAUCUUAGGAAAAUCUCUUAUAUGUAACGGUUUAGGCUUAUUUGCUGCAUAACAUUUUAAAUAAUAUGAUUUUAUAGGUGAAUAUAGAGGUAAUUAUUUGUUGUUGGAUGAAGAAAGCUUUAUUAUAGAAUGUAAAAUUUAAUUAUAUCUUUUAUUUAGAAUGUAAUAUGCUUACAGGAAAACAUUAUUUAUUUGAAGUUGAUGAUAAAUGGCAAAUAGAUGGAACUUAUUAUAGCAAUUAUCUUAGAUUCAUUAAUCACGCAACAAAUUAAUCAGAAACAGCAAAUUGUUAAGCUAUUAUAUUAUUCUCUGAAGGAAGAUGGAGGAUUGGAAUGUAAUACAAUUAUUCUAUUAUAGGCUUGCAACUAAAGAAAUUGAAGUAGGAUAAGAAUUAUACUUUGAUUAUGGUGAUAAAUUCAAAACUAAAUGGUUAUAAGAAUUUAAUCAAAUAAGUUAACGAUAUUUUUAGAGCAAAUGA